AUGGGUCCACAAAACCGAGAGGUCGCCCGCGAGAGAGCUCGUACUGGGAGGACUAGAACUCGGGCACGACGGUCCGAGCGACCUAGACAUAACAACGACCAACAGGCCGAGUCGGAGGUCGGCGAAAGCACGGAAUCCACCGGGAACCACACGCAAAAUGACGAGGAUGUGGCUCAACUGGCUCGAGAGGUGCGAAAUCUGAAGGAGCAAAUGGAAGGAAGAACCAAAUCCCCUGGGCAGACGUUGCUCACCGCCUUUCCUUUUUCCUCCGAGAUUAUGUCUUACAAGGUACCCGGCGACUUCAAGUUCCCGGAACAGGCCACCUUCGGCGGGUCCGGUGAUCCGCGAGAGCACCUUUUGAGUUAUCAGGCUAAGAUGCAUGUCCUAGGGGUCCGAGACCCUGUCAUGUGUCGCGCUUUCCUACCGACACUAAAAGGACCGGCGCAAAGAUGGUUAGUGGCCCCGCCCCCAGGAUCGAUACGCAAUUUUGAAGAGCUGGCCGACCGCUUCAUGAGUCACUACGCGGCCAACAUCAAAUCGCAAAAAGAUCUGACUCACCUGGGGGACGUUCAUCAAGAGGAAGAUGAAUCCCUUAAAACCUACUUGGCCCGGUGGCAAAAGGAGAUCCAGUCUAUCGAGGAGGUCGAGGACCAGACUGCCCUCACCUUCUUCAUCGAAUCUUUACCGUCCGGGCAACUGUAUCGCGAUCUACGUGACAAUCGAUCGGCCACCUACGCAGAAGCCAUACAUAUGGCUAAUAAGCGAGCUAACACGAAGCAGGCUAUGAAGCACAAGCGACAGCGCGAGGUCGGAGGAUCCGCUAGCGGAAAGAGAACCCGCGCAGACACCAAGGAGAGACGCCCGGAAGCGAUCAGGCGGCCUGAAGCUAGGCGCCCCUAUGACAGGCACAUCAUCCAUCCCUACAGGCCGACUCCUCAACAUUCGGUGCACGAGGUACAAGCAGUCGCACCUCCUCCGCCUCCCCCAAUUGAGGAGCGCUCAACAAACGAAGAGCCGGGUAAGAUAUGUAAAUACUGUCGUUACCACAAAUCCUACACUCACAGCAUGGAAGAAUGCUACUACCUGAAGAAAAUCAUGGAAGGAAUCAUUCAGCAAGGAACCCUGCCCCCUAACCAGUGGCGGAGAAGGUCGGUGGCUCGGGAAAACGGCGACCCCGCGGUGGCAGCUGAAAACAGUCGCGGCAAGCAGGCUGCGACCGAGGAAGACGAGGCCCAAUGGCGACAAAAGCCGGUCAUUAACAUGAUAAUCGGCGGACCAGAAGGAGGCGACUCGGCAAACACUAGGAAAACUUGGGCCCGACAGUUGUACGUAGGGACAGUGUACGGGCGAGAAGAAGGUUCGAAGAAAAAUUGCCGAGAGCCCGUCACGUUCACUGACAAGGAUCUACCUACAGGAGAGACGCCGCAUCGCAAUGCCCUAGUCAUCACAAUGGAUGUGAAUGGGGUGGUCGUUCGACGGAUCCUGGUGGAUACCGGGAGCAGUGUCAACGUGCUAUACCUUGAAACCUUCACCAAAAUGGGACUAGGCUGA
Messenger RNA from Ipomoea nil (Japanese morning glory), 1551 nucleotides. RefSeq lists its product as uncharacterized. The coding region runs from base 1 to 1551 and encodes 516 amino acids. The record is from RefSeq and is a predicted model, not a curated record. The transcript has a single exon. NCBI's taxonomy places the organism in Eukaryota, Viridiplantae, Streptophyta, Magnoliopsida, Solanales, Convolvulaceae.